Molecule: messenger RNA, 1167 nt
Organism: Talaromyces amestolkiae
Lineage: Eukaryota; Fungi; Ascomycota; Eurotiomycetes; Eurotiales; Trichocomaceae
Exons: 1
Coding region: 1-1167 (388 amino acids)
Molecular function (GO): hydrolase activity, acting on ester bonds
Source: RefSeq, a predicted model, not a curated record
AUGGAUUACAAGAUAUCGGAAGACAGCACUUCCUUUCCCUGGGAACUGGGCGUCUUCGAUGCCCACUGUCACCCCACCGAUACAAUGACAUCAAUAUCAGACAUCCCACACAUGCGCGCCACAGCCUUAACAGUCAUGUCAACACGUGGAGAAGACCAAGAACUCGUAGACGAAGUCACAAAGCGACUUGGAGAUUACCAUCAUGACUCCAAAAAUGAAAACGGAAAAAUCGUGCCAUGUUUCGGGUGGCAUCCUUGGUUUGCGCACCAGAUACGCGCUGAGGAAGAUGAAGAUAACACGAGGGAAACAAAUAUAUCACAACAUUACCGAAACGUUCUUACAGGCACAAUGGGAACCGAAAAUGACGAUACUGCCUUCUUCAAAACUCUACCAACCCCCAAACCACUUUCGACGUUACUCUCAGAAACUAAAACUCGCCUGUUGGCACACUCCAACGCCCUCGUCGGAGAAAUCGGGCUCGACAAGGCAUUUCGCCUGCCCAUGCCAUGGCAAAAGGAUGAACUUGACUCCCGGAACGAGGGUCUAACACCGGGUUCACGCGAAGGGCGCAAAUUGUCACCCUAUAGGGUGAGCAUAGCUCAUCAGAAGGCGUUACUCAAGGCUCAAUUGCAGCUUGCUGGAGAAUUACGUCGCGCUGUUUCGGUGCAUAGUGUACAGGGGCAUGGUGUUGUGCUAGAGUGUUUUCAGGAGUUGUGGAAGGGGUAUGAGAGGAAGGUUGAGAGUAAACGGAGCCGGAAGAAGUCGGUUAAUCAGGGACGGAAUGAGGAAGACGAAAAACAUGAUGAGGAAGAAAAAACGUCGGAGGCAACGCCGUUACCAUAUCCGCCACGAAUAUGCAUGCAUUCAUACUCCGGAUCUCCGGAAGCAGUAAAACAGCUCCUGCGUCCUAGUGUGCCGAGUGAUGUGUAUUUCUCGUUUUCGACUGUUAUCAAUUUCACAGGGCCAACUGUGGAUAGGGUUAAAUCGUGUUUGGAGUCAUUACCCGAUGAUAGGAUUCUGAUUGAGAGUGAUCUGCACACUGCCGGAAAACAAAUGGAUGAUUUACUUGAGGAAGUCGUCCGAACAGUCUGCUAUGUAAAAGGCUGGUCUCUUGAAGAUGGAACGAAGUUAUUAGCCGAAAAUUGGAGACGGUUCGUCUUUGGUUGA